AUGAUUCAAAAUGGGCCUGAUAGCUUACAAGUCGGGUGGAGGGUGGAUCCAUCUCUGUUUGGUGACGCACGUGCUCGACUAUUCAUAUAUACGAAUGCAGGUCAAUCUCAUUGUUUCAAUACAAAUUGUCCUGGAUUUGUGAUUGUGGACACAAAAAUACCUCUUGGUCAAGUAAUUGAAAAGGUCUCUAUACGUGGAGGGACAUCGGUUGCGAUGGAAAUCUACAUCUUGCAGGAUCUAGCUAAUGGAAACUGGUGGCUUGGAGUUGCAAAUACCAAUCUUGGAUUUUGGCCAAAGAGAAUACUUGGUGGCGGAUUAGCAAACUUAGCUUCACAUGCUGAAUGGGGAGGAGAGGCAUUUAGUCCACCGGGCACCCCGAAACCUGCAAUGGGGGGAGGUCAUUUUCUAAUUGAGGACACCAGAUAUGAUGCAUACUUCAGGAAUAUUGCACUUAAGAGUCCAAGUGGAGGGGAUAUAAAUCCUCAAACAUACGAGUUUACAAACAGUAGAAAACUGUAUGAAGUGAAAGAUGAAGGAUACCAGGGGGCUCUUUUUGGGCAUCUGGUACUAUAUGGGGGCCCUGGAGGUUCCUAG
Messenger RNA from Camellia sinensis, 594 nucleotides. The record is from RefSeq and is a predicted model, not a curated record. Lineage: Eukaryota; Viridiplantae; Streptophyta; Magnoliopsida; Ericales; Theaceae.